AUGCUUAUUAAAAAUGGUUGUAGCACAAAAUAUAAAAUAACUCAUAAGAGGAAUCCUAAUUAUAUACAUGAUAAUUCAAAAAAUGAAAACAUGAAUAAAUCGAUAAAUUACAAUAUAUUCAAUAAAAUAUAUAAAUAUAUAUUACUUGCCCUUUUAAUUAUAUUUAUAUGUAUUAAUAAUAAGAAUAACCAUACAAACUACUCUUAUGAUCAAUAUAUUUUUACAAAUGAAUCAUUUAAUAAAUUACAAAAUAGAUCACUGUCAGAUAUUCAUGUCGAUAAUGAUUAUUCCGAUUUAAAUCGUGCAAGUCGAAAUACUUCAAAUUUAAGACCCAAAAAUAUUAAACAAAAUGAUAAUCAAAAUAAAAACAAUAUAAAAAAAGAGAUAAAUAAUAAAGACAAUAUAAAAGACAGUUUAAUGUCAAAACCUAAAAAUUUAGAAGAUUUAAUAUUUAAAAAAAGAAAAGAAGAAGCACAUUUAAAUGAAGGAAAAGUUUUAUCACGAUUUGAUAAAAUUAAGUGCUUUCUUGAUAUCUUUGAUGACUUUUUUAUAGAUAAAAUGAUAGAUUAUAAUGUUCAAAAAAAAGAUUCACCAUCAUUAAAAUUAAUUACAGAAAAUAUUGUAAUACAUUUUAUGGCUUUUUUCCCUUUUUCUUUACCCCUCUUUUCUCGUAUAUCUAAUAGAUUAAAUUUCUAUGCAAUUAAUCAUGAAAAGAAGAAAAAUCAAAACGAUAUAUUACAUAUAACAGAUGAUAAAAAAGAACUUUAUGGUGUAAAAUGA
Molecule: messenger RNA, 780 nt
Organism: Plasmodium adleri (nom. inval.)
Lineage: Eukaryota; Apicomplexa; Aconoidasida; Haemosporida; Plasmodiidae
Product: Plasmodium exported protein, unknown function
Exons: 2
Coding region: 1-780 (259 amino acids)
Source: RefSeq, a predicted model, not a curated record